This is a messenger RNA of Actinia tenebrosa (Australian red waratah sea anemone), 4086 nucleotides long. Its product is annotated as hemicentin-1. NCBI's taxonomy places the organism in Eukaryota, Metazoa, Cnidaria, Anthozoa, Actiniaria, Actiniidae. The record is from RefSeq and is a predicted model, not a curated record. Gene Ontology annotation, molecular function: cell adhesion molecule binding. Gene Ontology annotation, cellular component: plasma membrane; cell-cell junction. Gene Ontology annotation, biological process: cell-cell adhesion.
UUCUAGUUACACCUUCACAAGUAUUGUACGUGGAGACGAGGCUACGUACCAAUGUACAGCACACAAUGGAAAUGAGUGUCCUGCAGCAACUGCSCGAUCAUCCAUCACUGUCACGUAUAAACCUGAAAAUACAGUUAUCUCCAUCGAUAAAAGCAGCGACGUAUUAAUGYAUGGAGAGACAGUCACAAUGAGGUGUCAGUCAACAGCAAAGCCAACUCAGUGCAACUUGCUGUUUUAUAGAGGAAAUACGCUAUUGGCAAACRAGUCUAGCAGCACAUGUUCUGAAAGUCACGUGAUAUAUAGCGUCCAAGGAUGCAAUGAUGAAAGGYUUUACUGUGUCGCAGAGAAUAGUGCAGGGACUGGUGAGAGGGCCUACUACAAUGUUACUGUUCUAGUUCUUCCUACCAUUUCUAUCACUCCUUCCACCGACCGAAUAGCUAGGGCGGAAGGGACUUCAUUAUCAUUAAGCUGCGUGGCUACAGGAUGUCCAACUCCGAAUAUCACAUGGACAAAGCUGAGCAUUACAAAUCCUCUUUCACAGUCUUUUGGCAAUGGAAGUAUACUGGUCCAGCAGUUUAGAGGCUUGGAUAAGGAAGACACAGGAAGUUAUAGGUGCUUUGUUUAUAAUGGAGUUGGAGAAAGCCCUAUGACAAAAACCAUUUAUCUUAAUGUUACAUACAAACCCUAUAAAACAAAUAUUACAAGACAGUUUAAUCGAACAAUCUGCAUUAACGACGUGGAGACCCUGCAGUGCAUAACCAAUGCCAACCCACCAGCACAUGAAUAUCGCUUCUACUUGAGUGAUCAGCUUGUACAUACCAGCAUGUCUGGAGUCUAUCAGUUGAAUGUUCCACAAGCAGGCAAUAAUGUAUACAAGUGUGAACCAAAGAACACUGUGGGAGCUGGACAGAAUGCAUCRGUGUUGAUUCCAACAAAAGCUAUCCCCAAUAUUAUUUGGAUUUCUUCAAGUAGGACAUUUGCUGAAGGAGAAGUUGCGGUUUUGGUCUGCAUUGUGAUGGGCACUGUGCCAAUGAACGUGACUUGGAGUAAAAUAAGUGGCCCUUCCUAUCCCGAAGGUCACACACACACCUUCACCAGUAUACAACACCAAGACGAGGGCACGUAUCAAUGCACAGCCAGUAAUGGAGAUGAAUGUCCGAUAACGACUGCACAGUCCAACAUCACCGUUAUCUUUAAACCAGAACAAACGAGUCUGUUGGUUCCUAGGAGCAUAGCCUGCUUAAACGACCCAAUGACUCUCAGAUGCAAUUCAGGGAACACGAAGCCGAAUCCUCAUCUUUACCAUUUCUAUCAAAACCAAGUGUUGCUCUCUAAGGAAAGUACAGGAAUCUACACGUUUAAUAURAGAGUAAAAGGAAACAAUACAUACACUUGCGUACCCGAAAACAAGGCGGGACUUGGCGACAGCGCUAACGUAACAAUCUUUGUAAAAGCCCCUCCUAAAAUAGUUAGUUCAACACACAGCCAAUAUGCCUUGGAAGGAUGGAGAUUUUCUUUUGAUUGCAAUGUUCUUGACGAUGAUAACCAAUUAAAUGUCACUUGGCGUAAAGUUGGCGUUGGUGAAAUAUCGAGCUYCAGGAGACAUAGUAUUGCAGCUGUCAGUUGGGAUGAUAAAGGCCAAUAUCAAUGUACAGCUGUUAAUAGUUUUGGAUGUACGGCAAGAAGUUCCAUAGCAAAUAUUACUGUUGUUGAUGCUGCAGUGAUAACAACUUGGUCGUACCCUUCAUCUGUAACAGGAAUUCACGGGCAGAACAUCACUAUUACAUAUGUUGCCAAUCUAUCAGACCAUGCUCCAGGAGUAACGUGGAAGUACGUGAAAAUAACCAAGGACAGUAGUGAAAUGAUAGAGAUCGAGCCUGGCAAACAAAAAACAGUGUACCCAUCAUUUGCCAGUCGUACUUUUGACCUUGAUCUAAAUGUUACUCAGACCGACGCUAUAGUAACCAUCAAGUUCACAUUCUCCAAUUUAAUCAAGGCUACAGACGAAGGGCAAUACUCAAUCAGUCCGUUCGGAACUAGUGACUACAAAGGAGCUGCCCCUGCAUCACCGACAUCGCUGUCUAUAAAUGUACAGACAGCUAUCACAAGUCCAAACCCAAGUAUUGUCACUGUUAACGAAACACAGACUGCACAGCUUGAAUGUACUGCAACUGGUAACCCCACACCCAGUAUUAACUGGACAAGAGAUGGUGUGAUGGUUGGCACAAGAAGCCCAUACACUACACCAACAGUUACAUCUAACGAUGACAAGGCGUGUUAUACGUGUGUAGCCUAUAAUGGAAUCCUUGAUGCCAACACCGCUAACGUCUGUCUAAACGUUCAAUACAAUCCAAGAAACGCAACAAUUUUGAGUGACAGAUCAACAGUUUGUCAGAAUGAUAAGGUGAAUCUGACCUGUACAUCAGGACCAGCCAACCCAGCACCUAGUAGCUACGAGUUUUAUGACAAUGGUGUUCUUGUUGGAACCAGUUCAUCCAAUGUUUAUGAAGCUACAGCUACUGCAGGCUUACCAUCUGUAAACAAGUUUGCUUGUGUACCAAGAAAUCUUCUGGGAACCUCCUUGGAAAAUGGAAGUGUGGAAGUGACUGCAAAAGUGAGCCCGAUAAUCGUCAACACAACUCCAAGUCAGGAGAUACGCAAAGGAUCGAGUCACACUCUCUAUUGUAAUGUUGAAGCUCAGGGUGAAGACAUUAAUGUGACUUGGCAUAAAGUUGGUAGUGGUCAAGUAUCCAGUAAUGGUGUAUAUACCAUACCAUCUGUUACACAUGCUGAUUCAGGUUCAUACGAAUGCAGAGCUAAGACUGGUAACGAGUGUGAAGUGAAAAGCACCAUGAUAAAACUCACUGUGAUUUCACCUCCGACCAUCAGCAACAUCAUAGUGAAAGAAGACAGUCUAACAGUUACCUGGAAUAACCUGGUUUUACCUCAUAACACGAUAGCGACAUGCUUGAUAUAUGUGAUGCAAUCAUUCCAUGGUGUCAACUGGAUGACGUCUUCAAACACCAGCAAUGAAGAUUCAAUAACAUGUUCAAUUGCCGRRUUGAAAUCAUCUACCUUKUAUCGUAUKCAGUAUUUCUUACAAAUCCACAAGAACUAUGUAAAUGGCACAAUCUACAUAGGAACUUCUGCCAAAGUCAAUAGAACAGGAGCAAGUUCAAACCAUUCAACRUGUGAUACAGGAAAAGCUGGGAAAAUUUCAUAUGGGGUGUCAUCUACAAUUUUUGUAGCUGUCAUUGCUGUUGCUUUUGCAGUUAUUGUACUUCUCAUAUUGGUUAUCGUAUGGAUGCGACUUCAAGGCAUACGAAACGACAAAAGAAUCAAAAGACAAGAAAAAAACCAGAGGGAAGUUCCCGUCAGUCGAUCCUCGUUUUCAACACCAUCUUUUGAUACUAAGACUGUUUACGAGAACGAGGGUUUUAUUUCCCGCCAAACCAAACCAGAUGCAGAUAUGGCUCUGUACGAGCAAGUACAAAACAGGGGCCGGGUAAUGAAUCAAGGUGUCGUUGGAMCGCCUUCCUUUCCGAUGGAGUAUAUACCAGGAAGCCGACCAGCAAGACAUGAAACCGAGAACCAGGUGCWAUCACAAUUGAAGGAGCCUUCUUAUCAGGCACUGGAUCAAAGAGAAAUGGCUGACAACAGCAUACUACAAGUAAAAGUGCCACAGCAAGAAAGUGGUUGUUAAAAAUAGUGAUCCAGAUGGCGGAAUCAAAUAAUGUAUUUUUUCAUUGUUAUUGUUUUGAUAUCCGACGUUUCAGUAAACUGAGGAUAUAAUUAAUAAAUUCAAUUGUAACGUUGUGUUAAGAGGGAUUUCAUUUUUCUCACUUAUUCUUUUCCAGAUAUUCGACAUAAAACGUCCACUGGUUUGAGUUAAGUGUUAGACAUAUAUGAGGUAAAAACAGCUAUGUUAUCUUGAAUUUUGAACCUUUACUAUCCGGUGAAUUCCUGCCCUGUCAUACAUUCAAGGCUACGUACGAUUUUUUUUAUUUUAAAAAAUUCGUUCAUCCAUGUGUGCUUCUUGUAGUGYUAUGGAAAUUUGUCAACAUUUCAACAAUUCAUUAUUUUCUA